AGGGCUGGAGCGAUGGCCCGGGUUUGGAGCCCGCGGCCGCCGCCGCCACCACCACCACCAGCAAGUUUGGAGCAGCUGCGGCUGCAGCCGGAGUGGGGGCCGGAGUCGCGGCUGGAGUGGAGGCGGUGCGUGUGAGUUGCCCAGAGUCGCCAGAACACCUCUAACUCGGCGGGAGCGCUUCAGGUGGGCUGAGCCGCCGUCGUCCCUCCGCACCGCACUACCCUCCCGGCCCAGACAGCAGGGCUGGGGUCUCCCAGGUGCGGGACUGGCCGUUGGCAAGCUGAGCCCUCUGAGCCGUGUUCUAGGACUUCCUCAGUCUCGGGCCCCUUCAAACUCAAGGCGGAGGCCGGAGAACGGUGAUCACCCCAAGACCCGGUCCUUUUCUUUGGCGCCCAAGCUGUGUCGGGUUGUAGCGGCUUCGAUCCCUCUUCUGCUGCCACCUCUCCAGCUAGGGAGCGACUAGCGCGUUCUCACUGUUCAGCUCUGCACCUCCCCUUCUUCUCCCGUCAAGAACAAGUUUCUUUUCGCUCUCUGCUGGAAGUCCUGCCCCGGAAGGCCAAAACACCCAUCUGCGUGUCCUUCCCCAGCUCCCGGAACACACUUAGAAAUAUAACCUACCUAUUGGGAGAUAAAGAUUGCUUUCCUUGCCACCCGCUUAUCUGAAACCACAUGCCCAGAGCCUUACCCAUUUUUAUCACCAACUCCUUGGCCAUCUCUAUGUGACCUCCCCCACCCAUCUGAGUACCACUUUCCUCUGGACUCCAGGCUCUAGCCCCCAGCGGAUCUGGUCAGUCCCACCCCUGGGUGGGAGUGACCCAGGGCUCUAGCCCAGAUUCCCCACCCUGGAAGGCAGCUCCAAGGCAGCGAGAGAAUUGGGCGUCGGGUACGACCCUGGCAGCUCAGGAGUGGGUGCACCACUCACCCCACACAAAAAGAUGAAGAAGCGCAAAGAGCUCAAUGCAUUGAUCGGCUUGGCUGGGGACAGUCGGAGAAAGAAGCCCAAGAAAGGCUCAGGCCACCGCCUCCUUCGCACUGAACCUCCUGACUCAGACUCUGAAUCCAGCUCUGAAGAGGAAGAGGAAUUCGGCUUAGUUGGAAAUCGCUCUCGCUUUGUCAAGGGAGACUAUUUACGAUGCUGCAAGAUCUGUUAUCCCCUCUGUGCUUUUGUCAUCCUUGCCGCCUGUGUUGUGGCCUGCGUUGGCUUGGUGUGGAUGCAAGUUGCCCUGAAGGAGGAUCUGGAUGCCCUCAAGGAAAAAUUUAGAACAAUGGAAUCUAAUCAGAAAAGCUCAUUCCAAGAAAUUCCCAAACUUAAUGAAGAACUACUCAGCGAACAAAAGCAACUCGAGAAGAUUGAAUCUGGGGAGCUAGGCUUGAACAAAGUCUGGAUAAACAUCACAGAAAUGAAUAAGCAGAUUUCCCUGUUGACUUCUGCAGUAAACCACCUCAAAGCCAACGUUAAGUCAGCUGCAGACUUAAUUAGUCUGCCUACCACUGUAGAGGGACUUCAGAAGAGUGUAGCUACCAUUGGCAACACUUUAAACAGCGUCCAUCUUGCUGUGGAGGCAAUACAGAAGACUGUGGAUGAACACAAGAAAACCAUGGAGUCACUGCAGAGUGACAUGAAUCGGCACUUCUUGAAAGAGACCAGCGGAAGCAACCAGCUCAUUCCAUCACCUUCAACUUCAUCAGAAUUUGACAAUAAAACCUACAGUGAGAAUUUGAAACAGGACAUCCUGUACCUUCACAACUCUUUAGAGGAGGUAAACAGUGCCCUAGUUGGGUACCAGAGGCAGAAUGAUCUUAAACUCGAGGGGAUGAAUGAGACAGUCAGUAACCUUACCCAGAGAAUCAACUUGAUAGAAACAGAUCUUGCUGUGAGCAAGGUAGAAAAGCAAGCGAACCUGUCCCUCAGCAUGAUGGAUGAAAGAGCCACCACUCUGAAAAGAGAAUCCUUGCAUCAAGUGACCCACAAACCAGAUACAUUAAAAAUCCAAAGCAUCAAGAAAGAAGAUAGUUCAGAUUCUCAAGUAUCCAAGCUAAGAGAGAAACUGCAGCUGAUCAGUGCUCUCACAAACAAACCUGAGAGCAACAGGCCUUCAGACACUGCUGACAAAGAGCAAGUACAGAGUUUCACAUCAAAGCCGUCAGCAUCGCCAAAAUUUCCACAGUCUCUUGGAGGUCAAACUGAGAAAGCUGCCCAGCUAAGACCUAUUGCCCUACCAGGAAUUUCUAGCAUUGAAGAUCUUCAGGAUUUAUUCCACAAGACUGGCCAGGACAUGGAUGGGAAGCUGACCUACCAGGAAAUCAGGAACUCCUUAGGUUCUGCUGUGCCAGAACUUGAGACUUUGAGAGCGUUUGAUUCUGAUGACGAUGGAAAAUACUCUUUCCUGGAGCUAAGGGUAGCUUUAGGUGUCUAGCCUCAUCAGGCAUAUUUUAGAAAUGGGUAUAUACCCAGGACUACCUAACAUCUACUCACCUAACACAAACAACCCUUUUACUUACCCAUCGAUCCUCCAGUCCUCCAGACUACUGUAGCAGACACAUUGCCACCUUUUAACUUGUUUGAAAAGCUAUAAAGAAAAGUUAUUUUUUUAAAAAAGGCCAUUUUACCUAUAUGAUAUUCAGAAAUCUAUGAUUUCCUAAAGCCAAUAAGAUCUUAAUUUCAAAAUUGCCAGGAAAAAAAAGUCAGGCCCUCUUUUUCUUUUCUCUUUCCUUUUUAAAUUUUUUUUUUUUUUUCCUUAGGGGAAGGAGACCUCUUUUAAAACUGGAAAAUGUGUAUAUAGAGAGACUAAGCCACCUUUUAUAUUUCACAUAAAUUUGCCUUAAAUUAGCUGCACUUUAUACAGACUCAGAAAAUGUCUUUCUUUUAAAAGCUAGACCUUUUCUGUUUGUAAAUAUUUAAAAUGAAAGAAAGAAUUGUGCAUAUUUUGUGGGACGUCAGAAGAAUGGCUUGAAACAGGCUGUGAACAAAUGACUUGUUAUUAAAAAUCACUAAUGUGGUAACAGUAAAACUAUGUCCAUGUCUCCUUAAGGUACCUCCUUCAGGUGCUGCUGUGGGGUUUGGCCUGGAAGCUGGAGGACCAGAUUUGGGGAGGUGACCCUGUCAGGACUGUGCUGCCUCUAGGCUCAGGAAAGUAAGAGUCUGGCUCUUUGUUGCUGUAUCCUCAGCUGAUCCCAACCUGUGAACCAGACAAGUCUUGUUGGGGGUUUUUCUCACUUUUAAUCCUUUUUCAGGGUUUAUGAGCAUAAACAGUUCUGCAGUGGGGAACUGCAUUUUCCCCACUGAGUGAGCUACGUUGUCUUCCCCCACCCACCCACUCAACCCUCUCUCAGCUGUAGCUGGCUGCCACCUCUGGCCCAGCCUCCAUUCUGAACGGCAGGUCUGUGCUCCUCCACUCACUGUCUCUACCUGGCUACCCAGGAGGGGCUUUAGGGGAUAGCUUUGCCCCUAAUUGUAACCCAGGAAACCCCUUGACAUUUCGCCUGGAGGCUUACCCAAGAAGAACUUUGUAUGUUCUUCUGUGGGCUCUGCUGUGAAAUGCAGCGCAUGAAAUCAGAUCAGAUUCCCUUACAGUUGUCAACUCAAGGAGCUAGAGGCAUUCCGUCCAGAGGAUGCCGAACAGUAUCAAGCAGAGGGCAUCACAUGAUGGUAGCAAGUUUUUUCAAAUCUCAUAACAAGCAUGUGCAAUACUCUUCCCUUUAAAUACUCCAUGGGUCUGGUACAAAAGGUCCCCAGACUGGAAGGAACCACAUCUCCAUGUCACCUGUGUGUGUGUGUGUGUGUGUGUGUGUGUGUGCACGCGCGCUGUGCUGUUCUUAGAAACAGGCCUUGGGCAACACAAAAGGAAGAACUUUGUGGAACUUAACUGUUCUGUAGACCAAGUCAGGAAGAAACUAGAGCUUUCAUGGCACAGACUUCUUUAGUAGAGCUCGUUUCCAUUUUAACUUCGUCCAAGUUGCCCUGUUACCCAGGGAUGCCAUUGAGCACCUUUAAACAUUUAAGGGCUGUUUUUUUCUUUAUGUGGUGUUCAGUUUAGUGUUGACUUUUUUUUUUUUUCCUGAAAGGAUGAACAUUUAGUUAAAGCAAGAUGAAGCCUUUUCCCAUGAAUGUGUCUGCUUACCUCACUAUGGCUUGUGUUUCUAUUAAAAAAAAAAAAAAAAAAUUUUUUUUUUUUUUUUUUUUUUGCCUAUUGAGCUCUUUCUCUUUCUUAGAAAGGUUAAAAUAAAAUUAGCCUGGCACUUUAGGUAACUUGAAGACAACUCUUUUUCUUCUGGCUGCCUUCCAUGAACACCCCCUCCCCUUUUAAAUAUAUAUACCCUUACAGAUUUUGUAACAACCAAAUAAAAUUCUAGCAAUAAAUUGAAUUAUACUCCUAUAUUUGUAUAUACAGUACUAUAAAUAGUAUGUCUGUACCUGGAAGGUAUUUUUUUGAGAACUGAUUUAUAUGAAAUAUACUUGAGGGUAAUGUAGCUUGUCCAUUUUAGUUUCAAAUUCUUAUUCAUAGGCAGAUACUCUGAGGACCCCUUAACUCUUUGUGGUCUGUACUUUUCUUUUGUAUCAGAUAGCUCCACCUGGAGAAUUCAGUUUUGUUUUUCAGUUUCUCUGCUGUUUGCCCCACCUCAAGCUCAUCUGGCUCUCAUGGUCCUGAAGCCCGCUGGACUUCCUGUCGCCUUUGGCAGAGGUGUUCCGGCCACACUCUCAAGACUGUGAAUAUCCUUGCCGUGCCACUGCCCUAGCUUCCAGGCAGAAGGAGGGCAUCUGGAACUCUUGUUCCAGGUUGAGGAGACUCAUUGGCUUAAAGAGUUUGACGAACCUAUUCUUCAGUGACAAUUUGGGAGUUUUCUUUGGAAGUUGUCUUAACUUCCCUAACCUGUAACUUUUGAGCUGUACUCAAGCCUCUUUGCCUCAUGUCUCAGCUCUGAGAGGAAGAUUGGGUUUUGGUGUUUGUUUUAAAUACUUUUACCUUUUCAUCCUGGCAGCUCCUCCUACUGCUUUCCUAAGUGACCCAAAGCAUGGCUUCUCGGUCCUUUUUUUUUUUUUUUUUUGCCUGUACUCUCUGGGAUAAUGUUUACUUCAAGAGCCUCCUUAGAAAUCAGAGGACCAAAAAGGUCUUCUAGGAAGAGAAGAGUCAAAGGAGUAGAGAACCUGACUUAGGGGAAAGGUAGCAUCCUCUUAAGGGCAGAGAGGGACCUGGCACUUAGGACAGGACACCCUACACCUGCGGCCAUUUCCUCAUUUUAAUUUGCUUUGCUGGAUGGAACUCCGAUGCUCCCACAUGCCACUGCUGGUCUUGCCGGUCACAGUUGAAGACUUUGACUGUGAUGGGCUCAUACUCAUAAUGGGCUGCUGUUGAGUUGUUUUUAGUGACAGCUUUUGUUUGCUACACACCUCAUUGGCUUACUUACCAACACCAGCUAGAUGUGGUCCCUUCUUUCGUAUCCAAACCAGAACACAUUUGGGUAUUCCUGAGACUUUAUAGAGUGUGUAUUGUUAUAUGAACCUAACCUACCUUGUUGUUUUCUCAUAUUAAGAAAUGUAAAUCUACUUUGCUUUAGCGGAGCUAUUUUGGUAAUGUCUGAGCAAUUUUGGUUCUUUGUGGAGAGUGAAUUCAAGGUGUCUGUGACUUGAGCUUUGCUUAUUUCAUAUCAGUAAUACAGCUAAUUUAUCUAAAUAAAACAUUUCCUUUUUCUCCCA
This is a messenger RNA of Neogale vison (American mink), 5695 nucleotides long. RefSeq names its product EF-hand calcium binding domain 14 (gene EFCAB14). Gene Ontology annotation, molecular function: calcium ion binding. The coding region runs from base 936 to 2417 and encodes 493 amino acids. Lineage: Eukaryota; Metazoa; Chordata; Mammalia; Carnivora; Mustelidae. The record is from RefSeq and is a predicted model, not a curated record. The transcript is spliced from 11 exons.